Molecule: messenger RNA, 3268 nt
Organism: Wasmannia auropunctata (little fire ant)
Lineage: Eukaryota; Metazoa; Arthropoda; Insecta; Hymenoptera; Formicidae
Product: protein zyg-11 homolog B-like
Exons: 10
Coding region: 556-2913 (785 amino acids)
Cellular component (GO): Cul2-RING ubiquitin ligase complex
Source: RefSeq, a predicted model, not a curated record
ACAUUUGGCGAGUCAAUAUGGCGUCCACAUCACAGAUGAGAGUCCGCGAGUCCUCGCGGUUGUCCUAGCGAGAUCAUACCGUUCAUACCGCGGAAUCAUACACGGCGUCGUACACGGCAUACCCACGGGCACCCGAACGCCGAACUUCUCCAUCCGCACAGGGAUUCGACGCGAACGUUCCCGACGACACACUGCCCUCAUCCCCCCGAUCUCGGCGCGCAACGAGUAGCGUGUUCGGAUUUCGGAUAGUGCGCGAGCAUUUCUCUUCCGCGUGCGGAAUUAUAUUAUUAUAUAAUCGUUAUUUAAAAUCCUGUUAUCCGAGCGACGCUCGCCUCCGCUGGACGUUCGACUCCCGUAGGAAAGCGCUCGAUCGCGCGAGAGGAAAGCGACUACCCGUUGCCCGUUGAACAGUUAAUUCUAACGUGGAAAAAUUUCACGUGAUAUUAUUUCCAUGUAUGGGACUGUGAAUACCCGGAUGGCUGGUGCUCUCUAGGAAGUUGACAGAAACACAGGGUUUUAGAGAUUAUACUGCACGGAUGACAGCAGAAACGUAAGAUGUUCGAGUCUCCGAGAAGUCUCCAGGAGGUUUGCAUCGACUUUAUCUGCGGUAAUGUUCUCGGCCUGUGCAAGGUUCAUCCUAGUGAUACGAAUUCUCCCAAUACUCCGAGUAGUAUUGCCGUAUCCGUUUUAGAUGAACAAGAUAACUGUACGCUGAACAGUAAUAGCGCAGAAGUUGCUUUUGAUACUACAACAGGUCGAGCAUCGUCUAACGAUGCUCCCCCGAGCUCAGCAACUCGGCUUACCUUUAAACAUCCGGAUGCCUUCUUACCGGCCGAACUGUCAGAGCAAUUAUUGUCCAACUUAUGUGAGAAGAAAACGUUAUCCGAUUUAACGAUUACACUUUUUGACUCAAAGACCACUAGAUUAAGACAUGUACGGUUGAAAGAUGCGUCAACAUUAUCAGCUAAAGGCUUAAGCGUUCUUAAGCAACAUAAAGUUAUAGAUUUAAUAGUAAAUGGUCUGAAGAUCACUGUUAAUGAUUUAAUUAGCUGUUUAAGCGAUUGGAGUAUACAAAAUCUUAGGUCGCUAAGUGUAGCUAAAGGAAGCUUUAUGGAUUUUUCAAGACAACGCAUGGUAGAUAUCGCAACAUUAAACAAAUUAAAGGCACUUCAUACCUUGAAUGUCUCAGGAACAGAAUUUAACAAACACGGCUUGGACAUAGUAGUCGAAGAUCUUCCCCUCUUAGAGAGCUUAGAUAUAUCUUGUACAAGAGUCGACGAUGUAACACCGUUGAAAAAAUGUAAAGAUCGUUUAAAGACAUUAAAUAUGUAUAAUUUAAAGAUAAGUGGAUGUGGAAAUUUAAUACCAGUAUUGCUGGAGCUAAACCAAUUAAGGCAUUUAGAUAUUUCCGAUGAAAAAGAUCCGCAUGGCUUUGAAGUUUUUGCACCUGCUAAGCCACAAAUAACGGACUUUCUAAGAACUCUGAAUUGUAUGCCUCACUUAACAACUCUAGAUUUAUCAGGUAAAGACGAUAUACAUCCGAAAGAUUUAAAAAAUUUUAUUGCAUCACACGUAAAUUUGAGGUUUCUGGGACUGGUACAUUCUGAUGCUUGUUACGAUGAAAGUUUUAUAGAUUCAUCACGUGAAGAUUAUAAAUCUGAACUUGUUAUCAGUGGUACAGCAACAGAAUCUCAAAUUCUGGAAGCCCUUAAGAGGUAUACAUAUAGACCGGUAUAUCUUCAAAAAUGUUUAUUUAAUUUGUUCCGUUUGACACCAAACUUUCUUGAGCCACGAGUCGAUGUGAUAAAAUUAGUAUUACCUGGAAUGAGAGAGCAUCCACAGGAGUUUCGUGUACAAAUGGCAGCAACUGCGUGUAUCUACAAUCUGACAAAGGGUGAAAUGGCUCUCAUGAUUCAUCCGUCAAUACUUAAACAAAUAGUUGAAUUAACAUUAUUAGCGAUGGAAACAUAUCCAACUAAUCAUCAACUUCAAAAGAACACAUUAUUGACCCUGUGUAGCGAUAGAAUCCUACAAGAUGUUGCAUUUGACAAAUAUAGAUGCGCAAGAUUAGUUAUGAAUUGCUUAUCCACGUUUGAUGACGCAUCCAUGAAUCGUAUGUCUGUGGCUAUUUGCUCAAUAUUAGCAGCAAAGAUAUCGACAUUAGAAACAUCUAUGCUUGGUGCACAGCCGCAAUACAUGUUGAAAUUGCUUGCAAUGGUUAGAUCUAAGGUCGAGUCCAAAUUAGUAGAUAUUACAAUGAAAUUUACAUUAAGCGCUCUAUGGAAUUUGACGGACGAGAGCGCUGCUACAUGCAAAGUUUUUCUUGACGAAGGUGGAAUGGAGUUAUUUCUUGAAGUGUUGGAUAGCUUUCAAGGAGAAUCUAGUGUGGAAACUAAAGUUCUCGGUUUGUUAAACAAUAUAGCAGAGGUCGAUCAUUUAAGACCACGGCUUAUGCAACCUCGGUUUAUAAAAAUGCUUUCUAGGUUGCUUAAUUCCGAGCACAUUGAUGUAUCUUAUUUCGCAGCUGGUAUAGCUGCGCAUCUACUUAGUGAUGGUCCUCGAUCUUGGAGUAGUAUGCCAUCACAACCGAGCAGGAAGCAGUUAUUAGACAAACUGGUCCGUGCCGUAACUCAUUGGCAAACACCACAGGGAGAGAUGGUUGCCUAUCGCAGCUUCCAACCAUUUUUCCCAUUGUUACGUUGUACAGAAGCAUAUCCUGUUCAACUCUGGGCAGUAUGGGCAAUUCAUCAUGUGUGCACAAAGAACCCAAAACGCUAUUGUGUAAUGUUGAUCAGAGAAGGAGGAGUAGAAACUUUAAAACAAUUGGAAAAAAUGCAUACAGAAUAUACAACACAACCGAAUUUGCAAAGUUUAUGUCAAUCAAUUUUGGAAACGCUUGAAUUAAACUCUUAACGAUAACUGUUGCUUUUCAAUUUGAAAGUUAAAUGCCACAUGGUAUACUAGUCAAUGUUUAUCUUAGUGCAAUCCUAUAUCCUGUUCUUUAGACCAAAUAAAUAUAAAAAUUACAUGGCCAUGAAUAAUUAUAUCACAAAGACAGACUGCAAUUAACAAAAUACAUAACACAAAUUAUAAAUCCAAAAUAUUUUAAUUGCAAUUGAAUUGAUAUUGUGGCUGAAUGAUUGAAGAUCUGAAUUGAGAAAUACGUAUAUCUCUGUAUUACAGAGCAUGUUAUAUAUAGAAUUAAUUUUGAAAGUUAUUCAAAUUAUUUAGUAAUAGUUGUAUGAAAUAAACUAAUAAGUAAAGAAAA